GAUCUGCUGCUCUCAAGUUAGUACUAAUUUUAACGUUUGGACCCAUAUUGUCUACACGAACACGUUCUGUCCAGUUCAAUUCGACCAAAUUAAAAGACUUCCAACUUGAGUUGUGGCAUCCCUCUCUAUAGCUAACAAUAAUAUACCAUCAAACCUAUUCAUUCAUCAACGAUAAGGAGUCCUUGUUCGAUCAGAAAGUUCUUUUUUUUUUUGUUGUUUUCGGGUGAAUGAUAAGCCUUUGGUCCGGUGGAAAAUCUGUUCAUCAUAUAGUACCAAGUAUAACUAUGUCAGCUGCUGCAAGAAACUCUCCCUACAAACUUCAGGAUUUGGUCACCCUACUUUACCGUUAUAGACUUUCUUCAUCGGUGGCAAAUGCCGGCAACCGCCAGUUCUUGUCAUCCAAGUUCCGUUGUGGCAAUUACAUGAAUCAAGGGUACUUAAGAUCAUUCACUAGCGCCCCCAUCGACCAAGCUGAUGCAAAAGGAAAACCCGAUUUUCAAAUAUUGAAGGACGCAGAGAAGAAGGUUCAGCCAACGUUGCCGGCUUCUGCUGACAAGCAAAGCUUUUCAUCGUGGGCCAAGUGGCUUUUGGGUUCUUUGAUGACAUUAUUGUUGCCUUUCUGGAAGCAAGAGUGGGAAAGCUUACGAGGACUGGAAGGGAAGGUGGAAAAGGUCGUUGGAGAGGUAGAAGUUGUAGCGGAGGUGGUGGAGAACGUGGCCACUGUGACGGAGAAGGUGUCAGCAGAGGUGGCUGAAAAGCUUCCGGACAAUAACAAAAUCAAAGAAGCUGUGCUGGCGGUAGAACACUUAUCAAGUGUGGCCGCUCAAGAGGCUAAAUUAAUCGAAGAUUUUAUUCACAACGUUGGUGACAUGAAGCAAGACCUGAAAGAGAUGGAGAAAAUAGCAGAGCCUGCAAUUGAAAAAGUAGUGGAACCCCAUCAUCAAGAACAAGCAGCUUAGAUGGACGCGAUUUUCUCGUGGCAAGGAGUAUUUUCCACGGCACUAAACGUGCAAUGCUAAUUAGUUCCCUGAUCCAUUUCUGUAAAAGCCUCGUCUUUGUUCUGUAAAUAACUGAUCAAUUCGUACGUGCAAUUUGCAGAUGGCUAUUGAAAGACCAAUAAGUUGAGCUUGGAAAAUGCUCUUUUAGAUUCCACUUGAUGAUCGAAUUUUGCGUAAUUAACAGUCUAUUAAUUGUUUUUGUUCUUCUG
Coffea arabica (coffee) is the source of this 1207-nucleotide messenger RNA. RefSeq lists its product as uncharacterized. The record is from RefSeq and is a predicted model, not a curated record. NCBI's taxonomy places the organism in Eukaryota, Viridiplantae, Streptophyta, Magnoliopsida, Gentianales, Rubiaceae.